Messenger RNA from Cutaneotrichosporon oleaginosum, 1134 nucleotides. RefSeq lists its product as uncharacterized. Lineage: Eukaryota; Fungi; Basidiomycota; Tremellomycetes; Trichosporonales; Trichosporonaceae. The record is from RefSeq and is a predicted model, not a curated record. Gene Ontology annotation, cellular component: endoplasmic reticulum palmitoyltransferase complex. Gene Ontology annotation, biological process: peptidyl-L-cysteine S-palmitoylation; protein targeting to membrane.
CCCCUCCCCUUGCUCGUCGCGCUUCGUUCACAACAUCUUCCAUCUCCAUCUCCAUCGACUUGGUCUUCAACCACGACACGCUCCUCGUCUUGGUCUUCAUCCUCCGUCCUCAUCUCGACCUCCCACUCAUCGCGUCGCCACUCCGCGGUCGUCCCCUCAUCUCCUUUCUCGGCCUUUCUCGGCCUUCCCUCCAUCUGAUCCUCCCCCGUCGUCCCCUCUUCACGAUGGCAUCUCCGCCCGCCUCCCACCCCUUCAUGCGCCAGCGCAUCGGCUCCACUCCAUCCCCACCCGGGAGCACGCCCGACGCGCCGACCUUUGCCUCGCUUGGCCCGUCCCCGAACACGACACGUGCCGGAUCACGCGCGGGCGCAGCGACGCCCUCAGGUUCCGAUGUGCGCUCCGAGCUCUCCGCCUCCUCCCCCCUGCCUCCUCCACGCCCCGGAACGGCUUCGCGCUCACCACGUCUUGGUCCCAGUGAUCCGGCGAUGGAGCCAGAGGCGAACGGAAAGGCGGACCCGGCGUCGCGCAGGUCGUGGGCCGACGGGCUCACAGUAGAGCCAGAGGCGCCCCGAAAGCUCAGUCGGUGGGAGGAAAAGGUGCAGGGCGACCUUGCCGGGUGGCGCGGUGGACAUGGAACACCACGUUCUUCCGUCCCCCAGCCCGGCCAGCCGAACUCGACGUACUACGGUCAGCCGCCAACGGGCAUUAUAGGCCGCGACCUCCCGAAAGAGAUUGUACGCGUGGACCGUGAAUGGAGCCUUGGCGAUAUUUGCCAGUUCUCGACUGCGUUCCCCUUGGAGCUGGAGACGCGUCUCGAUGCCGCGACAUAUACGAAGCUCAUCGAGAGUAUCAAUGCGCCAUUGCGCGAGGCGUACUCGGUUUCUGGGGCUGUCGUCGACAACCUCAUUGGGGUAUUGACGUGGUGGACAUCCCUACUAUGGCGCACGAGCCAUUUCGAAAAGGAAUUGCGCCGGGCUGAAGACAUCAUCGAGGAAGCAAACACGACGACGUUUAACCGCGUCGGCCUCAACAUCCUAUCGCCCCGUUCCGUGGCGCUGCAGUAUCUUGAGAUCGAGUAUUACUGAAUGGAUCUUUCUUCCGCUGUAUAAGCUUAUAAUGUACCUGUUGUUACUC